Molecule: messenger RNA, 12438 nt
Organism: Ictalurus furcatus (blue catfish)
Lineage: Eukaryota; Metazoa; Chordata; Actinopteri; Siluriformes; Ictaluridae
Gene: bsna
Product: bassoon presynaptic cytomatrix protein a
Exons: 9
Coding region: 75-12416 (4113 amino acids)
Biological process (GO): protein localization to synapse; presynaptic active zone assembly
Cellular component (GO): GABA-ergic synapse; cytoskeleton of presynaptic active zone; axon
Molecular function (GO): metal ion binding; structural constituent of presynaptic active zone
Source: RefSeq, a predicted model, not a curated record
CAAGUUUUUUUUAACGUACAAUACGCAGAACCGUAAAAACUCGAGUUCUUCGGUCGCUUUCAAUAAAGAAGGCAAUGGGGAACGAGGCCAGCCUCGAAGGCGGGGAAGGAGUCUCUGUGCUCGGGGUGGCAGGAGCUCCAGGAUCCGUUUCAGUAUCAACGGGCACUGUACAGCAUAUCAAGCCCGUGAAUGGCGCUGCGGCCGGUGGUGGAGCUGCUGUGGGAACUGGUACGGCAAUGAACAGGCUGGCUGGAGCACCUGCAUCUCCGAAAACAGGCUAUGGCUCUAGUGGCAGUGUAGGGGUGGGUGGUGGCUUGGGCAUGGGUGGCAUAGGAGGAAUGCCUGGACGAGGAGACACCUACAGACUGGCAACCCAUGAGAGCCCAAGACCAUCUCCAACCCUUCAAUCUCAGAAUCAGGCAGCAUCCCAGGGCAUGGGGACAGACCAAGUUCCUGGACAGCAUGCCUCCAGGAGGAACCUCCAAGUGGACUUCAGCAGUGGUGGAAGUGUAGGGCGAUCAGGUCGAUCUCCAUCAGUGUCUCCUGACCGGGGCAGCGCUCCCAGCUCACCUUACUCAGUACCCCAGAUAGCACCCAUGCCCAGCAGUAAACUUUGCCCAAUCUGCAACACCACAGAGCUGACCAGUGCUGACAGAGCGCCCAAUUUCAACAAGUGCACCCAGUGUCACACUACUGUGUGCAACCAGUGUGGCUUCAAUCCCAACCCACACCUCACAGAGGUCCAGGAGUGGUUGUGUCUGAACUGUCAGAUGCAGAGAGCCCUGGGAAUGGAUAUGACCACACCUUGCUCUAAGAGUCAGCAGCAGAUUCACGCUUCCUCCCAACAAACUAAAGCAGACCCUGUGAUACCUCCUCAUUCCCUGCCUUCAGCUCAGCCAAAAUUGCAGACUCAACCCCAAACCCUACUCCAUUCCAAAAUCCAACCACAGGUUCAAAGCCAGACCUCACUUGGACCUCAGAAAGAAAGUGAAACUACUGGCCCUUACCAGAAAGGACCUCAAAAAAAUGUUCUUUCAGCCCAAACUGGACCUCCUCAAAUUGCACAUCAAGGAGCCCAAUCAGGUUCCCAGGAUCAGAGUGUCGAGUUUAGGCAGAGAGGCCCAGGUGGAGCACCCCAAACUAGCCCACGGAUCCCUCACCCUGGUGCUGUGCCAUUACCAGGCUUGGCAAAAGCACCGUCACAGCCAGACCUUGGCCGUGCAUCACCGGUUCACCAUGCUGGACAAUCAGAGCAUAUCCGCAGUGCUGGAAAUUCCCCAGCUCGCCGUCCAGCCUCAGUACACGAGACCCCUCCUCAGGAUGGCUUGACAAAGCUAUUUGGUUUUGGGGCAUCAUUGCUGAACCAGGCAAGCACACUAAUCUCAGUCGAUCCACUCCCUGGAGGAGGAGCUUCAGCACAACCCUCUCCUGCCCGACAACAGGGCACCCAGGGUACUAAGGUGAUCUUCAGUGAUGGUAAUGCUAAAGCUAUGACUGGAGCUCCUGGCUCAGACAAACAAGGAACAGGAGGAACCAUGCUUCCCCAGGGUCCAUAUGUCCCUCCACAAAAACAGCCUCAACAACAGCAGCAGUCAAUGGCAUCACAUCAUCAAAAGGCAUCACAGUUGCCAGCUCACCAUCAAAAGGCAGCACAGCAGCAGUCACCGGCACAUCGUCAAAUGCUGCCGACACAGCGGCAGCCACUGGCACAUCAUCAAAAAUCUCCACAGCAGCAGCAAUCACCAUUGAAUCAGGUGCAGAAGACCAAAGUCAGCUGCCCCUUAUGUAAGACUGAACUUAAUAUAGGAUCCGGUGAGCCACCCAAUUACAAUUCCUGCACACAAUGUCACGCGCAGGUCUGCAAUAUGUGCGGCUUCAAUCCGACACCUCACCUUGUGGAGAAAAAAGAAUGGCUCUGUCUUAACUGUCAGACCCAGAGACUAAUGUCUGGUGGACUUGAUGACUCCCCUCUUCAUGUUCCUUAUCCAUCUCCAAAACACCAACAAGUGGGCUCACCCCGGCACCAAGACCUGGCAAGUCAGCAACCUGCUCCACAGGCAACAUCUCAGAAAGUAUCCACUAAUCAGCAUGAAGGGCCCAAUGCAAUGCCGCGACAGCAGAAAACUCCAGCUGAUGGAGCUGCUCCUGAUGCUUCAACUGUAGUCAAAUUAGCAGGAGAUACAAAACCCCUCUCACAGUCCUCUUCAACUCCUACCACAACUAAAUCUGUCAGUGAAUCACAGAUAAAGGACAAGUCUAUGCCAAAAUUGAUCAAUGAGCCUGAUGUCUGUUCUGCUGUCACUGAGAAAUCUAAACCUACUUAUAAGAAAGGAACAACAGAUCCCACUGUGACCACCACAACUAAGGAUGAGAAAAGGGACUCUCAGAGAUCCAGAUACUAUGAGGAGACAAGCAAAACAAACAGCACUCAUGACCUAUCACGGAGCCCACAGAGCCUGAGUGAUACAGGCUACUCCUCAGAUGGGAUAUCAAGCUCACACAGUGAAAUUACUGGCCUUAUCCAUGAAGAAGAAAUGAAGUUAAGUGAGAAGAGUAUGUGUGGGAAUCUUACGCCACCAAGCCCCUCUGAGAUAACUAAACUGGAGAGCUCCAUGCGACCUCUACUAGAGUCAAAGGUAUUCUCUGAAGGACAGAAAACUUGGGACAAACAGCGUGGUAGAGAACGGCACCACAGAGACACUGAUGACAGAAAGCACAGAUCCCAAUCACUAUCAGUUAGUCCAGAGCAAUAUGACUCAGAUGAAGAUCUAGAGGAUAUCAUGGAAGAGGAGGAGGACCCAACUGACUGGGAGGCCAAACGAGAGCUCAGAACAGUAGCUGCUGCUGGAGAGGCAAAGAAAAAGAAAAAGCCUGAGCUGGCUGAUAUAACUGAUGAAGAGUUUAUGCGAAGGCAGAUCAUGGAGAUGAGCGCAGAUGAAGAAAAUGAGGACGAAGAGGAUGAAGAAGAGUUGGAAGAGGAAGAAGAAGAUGAGGAAGAGGAAGAUGAUGAUGGAUAUGGUUACCAAAAGCUCAAAAAAAUACAAAAGCACAUAAGUGACUCAGGGAAAGAAAAGCGCCGUCUCACUCACCAUUCAAGCAGCUUUGAAGAGGAGAGCAAAACUACCUGUGAAAUCUACAAGGGAUCAGCUGAGGAAGGAGAGGAGGACCUAAUUGGCUCACAAGGUGGCCUACGGAGAUUCAAGACCAUAGAACUGAACAACACCAACAGUUACAGCCGAGACAUGGAAUUAAACAAUGAAAAUGACUUGAGCCUGGACAGAGAGCCUGAACUUGAAAUGGAAAGCCUUACAGGUUCCCCAGAGGAACGAUCAAGGGAGUAUUCCUCCACUCUCCCACCUACAACUUCCAGCUACAACUCAGGAACAUCUCCUACUUCUGUAUCCUCCAUGGAGGAUGACAGUGAUAGCAGUCCCAGUAGGAGACAACGUUUAGAAGAGGCUAAGCAACAGAGGAAAGCCAGACACCGGUCUCAUGGCCCACUCCUGCCCACCAUAGAAGAUUCCUCAGAGGAGGAUGAGCUGAGAGAGGAAGAGGAACUCCUGAGGGAACAAGAAAAAAUGCGAGAAGUGGAGCAGCAAAGAAUCCGAAGUACUGCCAGAAAAACUAAACGAGAUAAAGAAGAGCUGAGGGCACAGAGACGAAGGGAACGGUCCAAAACUCCUCCAAGUAAUCUGUCCCCCAUUGAAGAUGCAUCCCCAACAGAGGAGCUGAGACAAGCUGCUGAAAUGGAGGAACUUCAUCGCUCUUCCUGCUCAGAAUACUCACCUUCAAUUGAUUCUGAGGCUGAAGGGUUUGAAAUGUCAUCUAAGCUCUACAAGUCUGGUAGUGAGUACAAUUUGCCUACAUUCAUGCUACUGUAUUCUCCUACUGAAAAGCCAGAGACUACAUCCUGUUCUACUAUUACAACUACCUCCUCAAGUGGAAAGCCUCUAAAGAGUGCAGAGGAAGUUUAUGAAGAAAUGAUGAAGAAAGCAGAGAUGUUACAGAAGCAACAGAAGCAGCAGCAGCAGUCUGCACAACUGUAUAGCCCUAGUGCCUAUCAAGAAGAUGAUAGAAGAAAUGGACAGAAUUAUGAAGAUGAAUAUGACUAUAUCGACCAAGAUGAUACAAGCUAUGAGAAUGAGGAGACAAGUGAUAUCUAUGAGGAAAUAUGUCAGACUUCACAAAACAUUACGAAGCAGUUGGAUGAUCAAGUGGAAAUGGAUGUGUCUUAUGCAGAUAAACAGCUGCUAGACACAGGAUCAGCUUUUGCUAAACUUCUGGAGCAGAGCAAUGCCCUCCUCACCCCUGGCACAAGCCCUACACAACUCUCAGCCCCGGUAUCAUUUUCAGAAACUGGAACAGGAGGACGAAUACCUGAUGUCAGAGUAACUCAACACUUCUCCAAGGAUGGGCAUAAAGAUCGAGUUAGAAGUCAUGCUGGCAAAAAUGCCAUCAUACCCUCAACUGCUGCCACUACUAUCACUGCAUAUGGAGUAUAUGCCAGGGAUGCUGUCCAUGUCUCACAAACCACUACAAGUCAAACAAUGACUUCACAGCAGUCCACCUUGUAUGGCCGAUAUACAAGCUGCUCUGUCACAACCCCCACCAGUACUUCAAAUGUGUCCAACAAAAUAGCUGAAAUCACUCAGGUUUAUAAUCAACGGGAGGGAAGGAGAGCCUCAGAUAGAGUCCAAAUAAGAGAUAGUGCAACACAGCUAGAGUCAGUAACUGAAUUGCGUUCUCAUAAUAUCCAUGCAUACUACAAAGGGAGUCCACCACUUUCUCCUACUUCACCUCCAACUCAUAUACCAGCCCGAUCUCCUUCCAGGAAAACAGCUGAAUUUUCAACUCAGACUUUCAGUCCCCCAGUGAUAGUACCCUCUGAAGGUUCUGGCCCUACAUCUCCUAUUAUGGUGCAGGCCACUCAGACACCUCAUAGAGCUAUCUCACCACGGCUCUUUAGACAGCAGUCCUCUCAGGAUGCUACUUUUAUGGUAAUAACAAUUGGAUCAGAGCAAACUAGCCCUCCAAAGCCAGUUACAGUUAACACAGCUACCUCUCCUUUAUUUUCCCCAACAAAGUUUAGCCACCCCUCAUCAUUUGAAGCUUAUUCACCACCUGUAAGCCCUCCUGACACACCACCACACCAGCAGUCACCUCUGCAUGGUUUCUACAGAUCCCAUAAAGUUGAGAGAGUUAAUGUUGGUACAAGCAUGAUGACUGCUGCUACCUCUUAUGGUCGUGGAUCACUUUCAAUGGAAAACAUAUCUCUGUGCCGUAUUUCCACAGUCCCUGGCACCUCAAGAGUUGAACAAGGGCAGAAGCUACACAGUGCAAGUGUGGCAGACCUAAGAACUGCUACUAAGUCAUCUCCAAUUAUUAUAACAGAUCAGGGAAUGGACUUAACUUCCUUGGCCACAGAGUCUCGAAAAUAUGCAAGCAGUGCAGAAGGGAGCCCUAUUCGCCAUUCUACAACUAUCCAGCCUCUCAUAAUGAACUUGAAUACCCAGGAACAGGCACAUGUUGUUUCAACAGCAACAACAGUCAGUGUCACUGUUGCUGCCUCAAUGUUCAUAUCUCAACCCAAGCAUCCUUUGGUUUAUGGUGAUCCCUUUCAGAACAGAACAGAUUUAGGCCAGGGCAUGGGAACAGUAGUAUGUCUUGUGCAGAACACACAACCACCAGUUGACCCAUCUAUACCAAAUAUUGAUGCCAAGCUAGAAGAUCUUAGUAUACAACAGCAGCAGUUACUUAAGCAACAGCAGAAGCUACAGCAUCAACAACAUCUUUUAGAGCAGCAACUUCAGCAACAUCAUCAACUUCAACAGCAGCAAGCUUCUUUUGGAAAGUUUAGUCUUUCCAGUCAAUUUCCACUGUUAAAGAAGGAACUAAUUGUCACACAGACAAGCACUGCCCCUGUUGUCAGUGCAAUAUCUCCAGCUCUGGCACCUGAGAUUUAUAACAUUGGCAGUUCUAUGGAGUUGAAGAGUAAAUCACCUGUUCAGCCGCAAGUUAUGAUGGUCCAGAUGGACAGUACUGCACAAGGAAAAUCUCUCACUCAGUUGAUCAAAUCAGAGGAAAGCCAGGAUGCAAGGGAUCUAACUGGGCAAAUCAAGAAAGAGAAUCAGGUUGCUUGCUGUGAUGUAGUUUAUAACUUGCCCUUUGGUGGUAGCUGUGUGGGUGGACCAUUCUCCCAAAAACCAAUGGCAGGUGAGAUGGCAAAUGUUAGUGAGCCAUCAAGGCCCCCUUCUGCACCACCACAGCUCUAUGAACCAAUAGAGUUGAAGCAAGAUAAACAAAUAUAUCAUGAUUUUACCUUGAAAUCAUACACAAUCCCUUUCCCUGGCCGGUUACAACCAUCCUUGUCUGAGACCAACCUUGCAGAAGCAGGGCUCCAGUCCUACUCUUCUAAACCUGAUAUGCAAACCUCUGUAGAAUUAUCAAUGGAUUUAAACUCAGUUAAGCAUAGCUAUGAAGAAGGAUUUCUUGGAAUGGGACUUCAAUAUGGUUCCUACACAGAUCUUCGUCAGGGUGACGUGGUAGCUCCAACUCUCCCUAUACGCAGGUACAGUUCCCUGUCUAACAUAAGUUCAGAUUAUGGAUACUCAUCCUGCGACCUUUCUAGUUUACCAGAGUCUAACCUUGCCCAGUAUAGUGCCACUACUGCUAAAGAGAUAAGUAGAAUGUGUGCAGCCCUCAAUUCAAUAGAUAGGUAUAGCAGCAACCCUGAGCUGUUGCAGUUAGGUCGAGGAGGUGGUCCACAAGGCAGAAUUCAUUUGCAGCAGAGUCUAAGACCCAGCUUUAUAUAUGGUCCAGAUGGGAAGCCCUUUUCCCAAGCUCUUACAAGUCUCAUCAAUGCCAGACAAGCAAGCCUUAAAGCCAUGUAUCCAUCAGCAAUUAGAUCAGCUGAUGGUAUGAUCUAUUCAACUAUCAACACACCUAUUGCAUCCACUGUGCCAAUAACAACUCAGCCAGCUUCUGUACUGCACCCAUUAUUAAGAGGUGUUUAUAGACCAUACCUCACACCAAAUAUGACGCCAGUGCCUCUGGCCAGCCUCAACAGAAUGCCUGUGUCCCCAAGGAUGCCUUUCACAGGACCAACACCUUAUCAUUUUCCAACACCUACUCAUGUUCCUGUUACAACUUCUGCUACUGCAAAUGACCCAGUUGAAAUCACCACAGAGCAAGAUGCACCUAUCUAUCUUGGAAGGUCAUCAGUAACCUCUACAGGUAUUGGGACAUCUGCAGCACUAACCCAGCCUUCUGCUGUACAGAGUAGCCUAACCACAACAAUGCCAACACAAGUGCUUGCUCCAGCCAACACAAGCCAAUCUCAGGAGCAGCCAUUGAACCUUUCUCAGCCCCAUCUUCAAACACAGGGUUCUUCCCAACAUCCAGUGCAGCCUUAUCCUCCCACUCACAGUCAACUUACACAACAAUCAGUUUUAACACUUCAAACAUCUCAUACACAAUCAGCUGCAGACACAGCCUCAACUCUGGGAGCUCUUCCACAGGAAAAGGACAUAGAAGAAGAACGCCUGCAUCACCAACAGGAAAAGUUAUUGCAGUUAGAGAGAGAGAGAAUAGAGCUAGAAAAAUUUAGGCAGCUGCGGCUACAGGAGGAGCUUGAGAGGGAACGUGCAGAAUUGCAGCGGCACCGGGAAAAAGAGCAUAUGCUUGUUCAACGGGAGAUUCAGGAGUUGCAGACCAUAAAACAGCAGGUUUUACAGCAGCAACAAGCUGAGAGAGAAAGCCAACUGGUUAUGCAGAGAGAGCAACUGGCUCAGCAAAAGCAGCAGCUUGACCAGAUACAGUCUCUGCAGCAACAGCUUCAGCAGCAUCUUGAGGAACAAAAGAGACAAAAGUCUGCAGCAACUAGUACCCAACUUAUAUGUGACCAAAGUGGCAGAAUUAUUCAGCCACAAGACCUGCCCCCAGAUAUGCAACAUGGUGAUAUUCAGGUGCCUUCCAGAUCUCUGCCCAACUCUGUAUCAGAGAUAUAUCUGAGGAAUAAUGAGGGGCAAGCAGAUAAUAGGUCUAUGCGGAAACAAAGAUCAAUGCCUCGUCUACAGGAUGGUAUUGAGGGAGAGGUAACAAUGUUUUCCCUUCCCACUAGAAUUGUAGACAGCAGUGUGCAAACAGAUGAUGAGGAUGAAGAAGAAAGAUAUCUAAUGUCCAGAAAAAGAAGGACUAGACGUAGUGUGGAUUGCAGUGUUCAGACAGAUGAUGAUGAAGAUAAGGCAGAAUGGGAACAACCUGUCAGAAGGAGACGUUCUCGGUUCUCCAGGCACUCUGAAUCAGGUGCUGAUCCUAAAACUGAAACUUCAACUCUAACUGCCAAAGUUGCAUCCUCUAGUAUUGCCAUCCAGACCAUUCAGGAUUGCUCUUGCCAAACAGAGAUAGAUCAGCUAGGGAAAAUCUCCCCAGCAAUACAUGUCACUGUGUCAGAUCCCAACAAAGUUGAGAUUGUCCACUACAUAUCUGGUCCAGAGAGAACCCAAAAGGGGCAAAGCUUAGCUUGUCAGACUGACCCUGAGUCCCAAUCUCAAGGUGUGGUAGUUCCACAGAUUAAUGUGGCCACCACCAUUAGCCCAUAUUCCAGCAGUGCACAGCUUGUGGGGUCAGCAGAUCCACUAUGUUCUCGUCAACAGGCUGUUUCAAAGUUUGAGAGACGUAAACCAGAUCCUUUGGACAUUGGUUACCAGCAGCACCAUCUGCACAAUGAGUCACUUUCCAGUGUGAUUCGUCAACCACCCAAAUCCCCCCAGGUGCUGUAUUCUCCUGUAUCUCCUUCAUCACCACAUCGUGUCAUAGAGACAUCCUUCUCAUCUAGCGAGAGGCUGAAUAAAGCCCAUGUUACUCCACAGCAGAAGUCAUAUACAGCUGAGUCACCACAGAGGCACCAGAGUUUACCCCGACCAAUGAAGAAUGUCCAGAGAUCCUUGUCAGAUCCCAAGUCCCUCAGUCCCACAACUGAUGAGCAAACAAAGGCAAGGAUAUCCCUUUACCAACAACAAGCACUUCAAAGUCAGUUGAUGGCACUCCAACAGAGCUCCCUCCUGAGGAAGGUUAAACGAACUCUGCCAAGCCCCCCACCUGAGGAGACUCAGCUGUCAAUGGUCACCCAUGCCCUGCCCCAGAUGUAUGUGCCCUCUCUGCCCUCUCUGAAGAUGGGUUCCCGUCCAGGCUUAGCAGCCAAGGCCAGUCUUCUGAAAGACCUGACUCAUGAACUAAAGGCUGUUGAGCAAGAAUCCACCAAACUACGGAAACAGCAAGCUGAGUUGGAAGAAGAAGAGAAAGAGAUUGAUGCCAAACUCCGAUACCUGGAGAUGGGCAUUACACAGAGAAAGGAGACACUUGUGAAAGAGAGGGAGAGGAGAGAGAUAGCAUACCUGCGCUGUAUGGGCGACACACGAGAUUACAUGUCUGAUUCUGAACUGAACAACCUUCGGCUGGCAGCUGCAGCCACAUCAGAGAGUAAUGGGCUUCUGACCAGACCAAGCACGGCACCACUCAGCCAAUUUACCAGUGAGCUAAGCACUGCUGCACAGUUUCCUCCUACAUCAUCCUUUGUGUCCUACCAGUACCCUCAGAGCCAAUCAACAGCAACCACAAUACAUGACUCCACAUUCCAAAGCACUGGAUUUAACCAGCCUCCGUAUCCUACAGUCUCCCAGGCACAGGCUCUACCCCAACCCACACCUCUACAAACCAUACCCCAUCAUCCUACCCCAUCUUAUCAUGCUCAAGGGACUUUCCCCUCCCAGAGCUUCCCAACAAGCCAACCACCUUAUCCAACAGAGCAUACAAUGCUACCUCCAACUGGAUUCCAGCCACCUUCUCAACCACCUGUGGGUCAAACCCCUUACCCAACCCACACCACACCAUACCCGAGCCAGGCCCCCCCCUACCCGGUCAGUCAGGCAAGUACAUACCAGCCACUGGCAGACAUACUAACUAUCCAUCAGAGGCCACGACAAACCUCACUGGCUGACCUUGAACACAAGAUGGCCACUAAUUAUGAGGUUAUAAGCAAUCCUUCUGCUGUAAUAACAACAACUGUCCAAGAUUCUACAUAUAGCCAAUCUGGUUUGGUUUCAUCUUAUGGUCAGUACAGCACAGCCAUGGCAAGUACCUAUGGGCCAUACUCCACCUCAGGUUCAAGUACUUAUGGUGGAUACUCAACUACCACAGCAAGUUCAUAUGGGCCAUAUACAACAACUUCAGCAAAUAGUUAUGGUCAAUACACUACAACCACACCCAAUACCUAUGGACACACAACAACCACAGGCAGUUCUUAUGCACAGUAUCCUACCACUGUUGCCAACACAUAUGGACAGACAACACUUUCUGAUCAUAUGCACUCAGUGGACAGUCCCUCUACUUAUACUGGUGAUGGCUUAUACAGUUCUUCCAGCCUGGAGCAGAAUGUACCUAGAAAUUAUGUAAUGAUUGAUGACAUAAGUGAGUUAACCAAAGAGGGCAUGGGCACCACCUCAGACCCACACCGCAGUGAGGGCUAUGGGCGCUAUGGGGGUGAUGGACUCCACACACGAGGGGGGAGCUCCUACGGCAGACCAGAGGACGAGCGUGAUACAGAGAUGUACGACCAUCACCAUGGCAGGGGUAAGAGCACUGGCAGCUACCAAGCGCGAGGGCGAGAUACGCAUGGCCGGGUAGUGGGCAGCAGUAGCAUGGGUGGGGGAUCCACAUAUUACUAUGAUGACUACAAGCACUCAACAUCCACAAGACCAGCCCAGAGGCACUCCUCAAAGACCCUGGCCCCAGUUGUCAUGUCUACCAAGAGGAGCAAGCAUCGUAAGCAAGGCUUAGAGCAAAAGAUCUCCAAGUUCUCUCCAAUUGAGGAAGCUCGUGAUGUGGAGGCUGAUCUGGCCUCAUACACCAUGAGCACCUCCACUACAAGUGGUUAUGGCACAGGUUCUCAUUCACGAAAACUCCAAGAUGAAAUCUAUGGGCUGCAACAAACCAUGUAUGACCCCCAUCGGGGCUACUAUGAUGAUGAACAUUUCUAUGGCAAUGGCAGGUCCCGCUCAGCUGGUCAUGGCAUGGAUAAGAUUUCUCGGGACACAGGCUAUCGAAGCAGAUCUUAUGAACGGGACUAUGCAGAUCGGUCAUAUCGAAGCAGCUAUGGCCGAAGUGGGCGUCCCACAUUGCGCUCUCAGUACUCUGAAGAGGAGAGCCCACUUAGUCCUAUUGGGAAGUUCAUGGGCAGUAGGCAGGCCUGCUACGAUCCAUCUUACUCGUAUGGCUCAAGCCACUCUCUUCCUGAUGUACAGGACCAUAUUCGAGACCUGCCACGGACCCAUGUCUACAAACCUGAUGAUAUGUACAUAAUAGACGAUAUGUAUUGCGCUGUGUCUGACAGUGAAGCCUACCAUCUUGGCCAGGAGGAGACUGACUGGUUUGAGAAGCCGCGAGAUGUCCGGGGUUCCCGCCACUAUAGCAGUGGCCAUUCCUCUUCUGGGAGGCGUGGCCAUGUGAAACACACAUACCAUGACUAUGAUGAACCUCCAGAGGAAGACCUUUGGCCACAAGAUGACUAUGGUCACUCCCGCCACACAUCUUCUCGAGAGCACCGUCAUCAUAGUAGUGGAAAUUCUGGUAGACACUCUUCCUCCCGCCACUCUGAUGAGCCCCGUUCUUCUCGAUCAUCUCGUUCUUCAAAGGACCCAUCUAUACGGCAUGACUCUCGUUCUAUGUCCUCUUCUUCAGCAAAGAGAGGAGACUCUCGCUCUCAGGGCUACCACUCCUCUGAUUACUCCCGUGACCCUCCUGGGCACCACCAUGGCUCACGCACUGGGAAACAGUCUUCCCAUCACCAAGGUUCUUCCAGCAGGAAGCAACAAGAUCUCCAAGGCCACCUAUCAUCCUCGAGACAGAUGGGUUCAACUGGCUCAGGGCAAAGGGCUGCAAGUGGACCCUCCAACACAAGUAGGCAGUCUGGGUCCCAGCAGCUAACUGAGGUACAACAGGGCCAGCGAACACAGUUACAACAGCAGGCACAGACACCAGCAGCUAGGCCUGGACAGCAGACACCUGCAGCAGGUGCUGUACAGUCACAGCCAACACAAGUCCAGCAGCUCCAAGCGAAACCUGGCCAGACAAGUCCUGCAACACGGGCACCUGCAGCAGGAGUGCAACCAGCACCUGCUACGGCCAAGCCUGAGCCUGUCACCGCUCCUGUUACUGCAAUUGGAGCAAAAGCAGCCACCCCACAACCUGCCAAAACAGCCCAGCCUCCACUCACAGGGAUAGGCUCCAAGGCAGCUUCAAGAUCUGGUGCAAUAGGUAGUGCUGCAGCUGCUCAGCCUGGUAUGGAAGGAGACAGCAUGUUGUCUAAGAUCCUGCCUGGAAGUGCUGCAGAACAAGCUGGCAAACUGGGAGAAGGUUAGAAGGACCUUUAAAAUACUCUGU